UUGUUAUUUCUGUUAGAGUAAUUCCUGUAUAGAGCUACAAGAUCUGUGUAUUUUUAUUUUGAUAUUUAUUUAUUCAUCUUUGAAAUUAGAGCUGUACAUAUUCUCUAAUGGUAUAAAAAUACUUUGAUCAUAAAAUUCGAAUUCAACAAUGCACGACCUGUCUAAUGCCGUUUCCCCGCAAACAAGCAUGGCGAACACCGAGGAAGACCCUCAAAUCGAAGUGGAAGAAUCAACGGAAAUUAAGACAAAGAAGCAUGAUUCGGGUGCAAGAGAUCUUGAAAAGGUCACCGAUUAUGUUGAAGAAAAGGAAAUUUCGGCUCAAAGCAUAGGAGAUGCUAUGAAAGCAAUGAGUGAUAGGAAAACAAAAGAGAGGGCUAAAAAACAGGAAAGGGAACGGGAACUAGCAAAAGUGAAAAUAAACAAAGAAGAUGUGGAUUUGAUUGUAGCGGAAAUGGAAAUAACAAGACAAAUAGCCGAACGGACAUUACGAGAACACAAUGGGGACGUUGUGGAAGCAUUAGUUGCGCUAACGAAUUGAUUAAAAAGGGACAAUUUUGUUUUGCUACCAUUUUGCAUAGAGGACUGUCAAAUUACCGUCACACUCAACACUAGAAACGCAAACCCUUUGUGUAAAACAGACAUUUUGCUAUAAAAGUGAUGAAGCAUAUCUUUGGCAAUUUCAAAUUCAUGUUUUUCUCAAUAUUCACUCAUACAUGUACAGACUUGUUGACAUGCGUGCUUAAAUGUUAUUUAUGAAGUGUAGAUAGAUUUCUAAUCAUCUCAAGACUUACACAUAAAAGCGAUAGAUGGAA
Molecule: messenger RNA, 812 nt
Organism: Magallana angulata
Lineage: Eukaryota; Metazoa; Mollusca; Bivalvia; Ostreida; Ostreidae
Product: huntingtin-interacting protein K-like
Exons: 1
Coding region: 149-538 (129 amino acids)
Biological process (GO): negative regulation of apoptotic process; protein stabilization
Source: RefSeq, a predicted model, not a curated record